AUGACCGCUAUGACCGGCCCUCACCUCUUAAAUCUCCCGCCCCCGCCUUCAGACACACCUUCCGAUUUUGGCCCAGGUACCCCAAAUUCAGGAAUCAGCCAACUGAGCACGGUUGCUAUCAAGGAGGGAGAGCGGGGCAAAAUACGAUCAUACGGGCAUGCGCACAACAUGUCCUCAGCCUCAGAUUCUUCCACCAACACCCUAGACGCGGAACGAGCAGAUAGAAUCUCCCGGCUCGCUGGUCUUGAGCGUGUUGCGACUUUACGGGGCGCUCAGCAGCACGUUGGGCAAGGAAACGGCCAGAAUCAGCAGCAACAGGGGUACUUCGACAAUGGAGGCCUGCUUUACAAAAGCACUGUCGGUAGUGCUUCGGCCACAGGCAGCAUUGGCGGAAGUGUGCCCGACUCGGCCGACAAAAUGAGUGAGGAUGCUGAAGACGGUAUCAGUAGCACGGGGCUAAGCGACGACGGCAACGCGAGCCUGGUUGGCUUUGGAGAGGCAGCUAGCAGCAGCCUCAGCGGACCGACUUCGACCUUGGCUCGGCCGUCCGGUUUCGGUAACGCCAUGGCGGCGAGGCACACAAAACAGCGAUCGGAGCGUUCAGGAAGUCCCAUGGAAGGAGUCGAGGAUUCUAGUAUGAACGGAGGAGACUGGGCUAGCACAAGCGCUACGGAGUCAAAACCCAGGAGCAGACUGGACAGUGCAAGAUCCGCAGGUACGGGUGGCCAGGAGCAAGCAGAGAGGAUUAUCGGCGAAACUAUGCAUGACAUGAAUGGGAAAGGGUUGGGUAGCCCAGUCGUGGGCAGAGCAUUAGGGAAAUUCUCUUUUGAAGGCAAGUAG
Messenger RNA from Bacidia gigantensis, 840 nucleotides. RefSeq lists its product as uncharacterized. NCBI's taxonomy places the organism in Eukaryota, Fungi, Ascomycota, Lecanoromycetes, Lecanorales, Ramalinaceae. The record is from RefSeq and is a predicted model, not a curated record. The coding region runs from base 1 to 840 and encodes 279 amino acids. The transcript has 2 exons.